AUGACCGGCGAAGUCAUUGACCAUCCCAAUCCCGAACCGUUACCUUCACAUCUGCCGGAUAAUUUAGAUCAGCUAAAGGUCCAGCUGCCCAAUGAAACACUCAAUCAGCAAGCAUGCGACGCCUUGUUCAAGUUCCGCAGAGUGGCCUGUUACAUUGCGACAGCAAUGAUUUUUCUCCGUGAUAACACACUUUUGAGAAAAGACCUCACAUUCGACGAUGUCAAGCCGCGAUUGCUCGGCCAUUGGGGCACAUGCCCAGGUCUGAUUCUAGUAUACUCCCACCUGAACUACAUCAUCCGAACAAGGAAUCUGGACAUGCUCUACGUCGUCGGCCCUGGACACGGAGCACCUGCGAUCCUGGCAGCACUAUGGAUGGAAGGCUCUCUCGAAAAGUUCUACCCGCAGUACUCGCGCAAUUCGCAAGGCCUCCACAAUCUCGUCACGACAUUUAGUACAACGGGCGGUUUCCCGAGCCACAUCAAUGCCGAAACUCCCGGGGCCAUCCACGAAGGCGGUGAGCUGGGAUAUGCCCUGGCUGUAUCAUUCGGUGCCGUGAUGGACAGCCCCGAUCUCAUUAUUCCUUGUAUAAUCGGUGACGGCGAGGCCGAGACUGGGCCGACAGCUACCUCUUGGCACGCAAUCAAGUACUUGGAUCCGAAAGAGUCUGGGGCCGUCCUUCCGAUUCUCCAUGUCAAUGGAUUCAAAAUUAGCGAGCGUACCGUCUUCGGCUGUAUGGAUAACAAAGAGCUCACGGCUCUUUUCACGGGAUAUGGAUACCAGGUUCGCAUCGUUGAAAAUAUCAACGACAUUGACACGGAUCUGCACUGCUCCAUGAGUUGGGCGGUGGACGAAAUUCACAAGAUCCAACAUGCUGCUCGCUCUGGGAAGCCCAUCCUCAAGCCGAAGUGGCCGAUGCUUGUUUUGCGCACUCCUAAGGGAUGGUCCGGGCCCAAGCAGCUCGAUGGUCAAUUCAUCGAAGGCUCGUUUCACUCUCACCAGGUUCCCCUACCCAAGGCCAAGUCCGAUAAAGGACAGUUGGCAUUGUUGCAAGAAUGGCUGUCAGGCUACAAACCUCAAGAUCUAUUUACAGAAGACGGAGACAUCAUCGACGAGAUCAAGUCCGUCAUUCCGACCGAUAACUCGAAGAAGCUGGGUCAACGCAUCGAAGCGUACAACGGCUAUACGCCGCCGAAGCUUCCCGACUGGAAGAAAUUCGGGGUCGAGAAAGGAUCGGAAGAAAGUGCCAUGAAGGCAAUUGGCAAGUUUAUCAACGAGACCUUCAUCCAGAAUCCGCAUAGUGUGCGGCUUUUCUCCCCCGAUGAGCUGGAGAGCAAUAAGCUUGAUGCGGUGUUUGAUAACACCAACCGCAACUUCCAGUGGGAUGAAUUUUCCAAUGCGCGUGGAGGACGAGUUAUUGAAGUUCUGAGCGAGCAUUUGUGUCAGGGCUUCAUGCAGGGAUACACCCUGACCGGUCGCGUGGGAAUUUUCCCAUCAUAUGAGAGCUUCCUGGGUAUCAUUCACACGAUGAUGGUGCAGUAUGCCAAGUUUAUCAAGAUGGCCAAUGAAACCAAUUGGCACAGUCCUGUCAGCAGCAUCAAUUAUAUCGAAACCAGUACCUGGGCCCGCCAAGAGCACAAUGGUUUCUCCCAUCAGAACCCAUCCUUCAUCGGCUCCGUCCUCAAUCUCAAGCGCAAUACCGCCCGAGUCUAUCUCCCACCCGACGCAAACACAUUCCUCACCACGAUCCACCACUGCCUCAAGUCAAAAAACUACGUCAACCUUAUGGUCGGCUCAAAACAGCCGACACCGGUCUACCUUUCACCCGAAGAAGCAGAAAACCAUUGUCGGGCCGGCGCCUCCGUCUGGAAAUUCUGCAGCACCGACGAUGGACUCGAUCCCGACGUGGUGUUGGUAGGUAUUGGCGUCGAGCUCAUGUUCGAAGUCAUUCAAGCGGCUGCAAUUCUGCGAGAGCGCGUGCCAUCUUUGCGCGUCCGCGUUGUCAACGUAACCGACCUGAUGAUCCUUGAAAAUGAAGGCGAGCACCCGCAUGCCAUGGGAACGGAGGCAUUCGAUAGCCUCUUCACGGAAGAUAAGCCCAUUCAUUUCAACUACCAUGGAUAUUCGACCGAGUUGCAGGGGCUGCUCUUCGGUCGUCCGCGUCUUGAGCGAGUCUCGAUUAACGGGUAUAUGGAAGAGGGUAGUACCACGACCCCAUUUGAUAUGAUGCUCGUGAACCAGACAUCGCGCUACCACGUGGCGAAGGCGGCUGUUCGUGGGGCGGCGAAGCGCAACGAGACGGUGCGGAUGCAUCAGCAUGAGCUGGUUGCGGAUUUUGAUCAUAUUAUUGUUGAGACGAGGAAGUAUAUCAUUGAUAACCAACAGGAUCCCGGUGACAUGUACAACAUGCCCAAAUUUACAUAA
This is a messenger RNA of Penicillium argentinense, 2421 nucleotides long. RefSeq names its product putative phosphoketolase. Lineage: Eukaryota; Fungi; Ascomycota; Eurotiomycetes; Eurotiales; Aspergillaceae. Gene Ontology annotation, molecular function: aldehyde-lyase activity. The transcript has 6 exons. The record is from RefSeq and is a predicted model, not a curated record. Gene Ontology annotation, biological process: carbohydrate metabolic process. The coding region runs from base 1 to 2421 and encodes 806 amino acids.